GAAGUCAGGACAAGCCCAGCCAUGGAGAGCAAAGUCCUCAUCUUUAUGAUGUUCCUGAUGCUCAUUAAUCCCGUGUCUUCAACGGAUGUUCAGGCCAACCCGAGUACCAACGCAACCCUCCCCUGCAAUGCGUCUGUAGCAGGAGGCCAUAUAGACGUGUCUUUGAUCAAAGUUGACUGGAUUAAAAACGGCUCUGCUAUUGCCUCGUUUGGAGAAGCAGCAACACAAAUAGAGGAAGGCUUCAGCUGGGACACCACUGAUUUCAUCAAUGGGGACUUUUCAGUCACUAUUCUUAAAGCCAGUCUCAGCCUGCAGGGGGUGUAUGAAUGCACAGUUAAUUACAACUCCUCUCUUCUUUUCUCCAGCAAUGUCACAUUCACUAUCCUUGCUCCCCCCUCUCUCUCCGUGCCUCAGCAGUGGGUGGUGUUGGAAAAGGAAGCCCAUAUUGAGUGCCGUGCUAGUGGUUUCUACCCUUCUCUUGUGUCUUUUACGUGGACCAGAGAUGGGCAAGAGAUUAAACAUCCCGAUCAGGUAGAAGGUGAGCUGGCCCUGGACGGGUACUACACAGCUGUGUCAAACCUCACUGUCUUCCCUUCCCGUGAGGACCAGAAUAUGACCUUUAGCUGCAGAGUGGCACACAGCGGCGACUACCAAGAGUUGAAUUUCCACCUAAAUAUUACCUAUCUCCCAUCUGUCAGACUCUCUGCCGUGGCAUCGCCCUCCAAAGACGUUCCUCUCACCCUUUACUGCGAUGUGGAGAGUUUCUACCCAGAGGAAAUUUCCGUGUCCUGGUAUCAAAACGGCUCGGCCCUCCCUGAACUCCCUGUUUCUGAUCAGAACCCAGAUGGCACCUUCAAGACAAGGCGCUAUUUCACUUUGAGCUCAGAGCAAAGACAGCAACGUGGGGGGGUUGAGUGUGCAGUAAACCAGCCUGGAGUAGGAUAUUCUGUCAGCGAGGCUGCAGACCUGGACCAACUGGAUCCCCUGGAUGAGUCCCCUGUGUUAAAUAAAUCCGCCAAAGCAUCUGUGGCCAUGAUGUCUAUUUCUAUAGUGCUGGUCUUCCUGCUGUGCUUCGGCUUUUCCUGGAGGAGAAGAGAUGAGAAACAGAAGUCUCUCACUGUGUCGGGAGUCAUCUUGCCUCCACGCGUGGUUGUUGGCCAAAAGGGGAGGGUGACGGUGAGCAUUGAAGGCAGGCGGGUGGACCGAGUCCAGACUGUGUGGUUUCUCAACGACACACCCAUCUGUGACACCUCUCUCACAGAAACUUCCAAAUCUAACUUUAACUGCCUAUACAACCCCCUAACCACCAUCCAUCUCCCCUACGGUCUAACUCUCACCUGCCCAGUUACAGAGAAAGGUCCUCUGCUGACCUCCAGGGGCGAGAGGGGGUACUACAAGCUGCACACUGACGGGCCGCUGCACUCCUCAAGAAAUGGCACUCAGCAUCUGGUCUCUGCACUCACAUUCAUCCCCCAGAUUUCACUCCACAAGGGCGCUGUUUUCAAGUGCCAGGUGUCCUAUGUAAACAAAGACAGGAUUGUGGAAGAAAGGGUGUCAGAGAAGUUUACGAUUCUGUCUCCUCCAGAAGUGUCAGACAUACAGUUGGCAGAGACACAAAAUGACUCAGACGUCAUCAGCAUGACGGUCCGGGCAUCGCAUUUCCAUCCAGAUGUCAUCACCUUCCGCUGGUUCUGCCAGGGCGGUGAGCUCAGUCCUGUAGCGUCCCAGGCCUCGUCCUCCCCUCGGCCAAAUUCUGAGGGAUUCUUCUCGGCCUCCAGCCAGUGCAAACUUCCCCGGAGCGAGCUGGAAAAGGGAUCCACAAAGGUGUGGGUCAGUGUUCACCACAUGGCCCUGAAGCAACCAGUCACCCGAGAAACCAGAGGCUUCAUCAAAAGGCCAUGCGUGUCCGAAAUUGUCAGCUCCAACUACUCUUCAAAUGAGACUUCAAUUCUGGGAUGUGAAAUUACCGAUUUCUACCCCCCGAACAUAUCAGUGACAUGGCUGAAGCUCAGAGAGGGAGAGGAGGAUGACAGAGAGGAGGAGGUGAUAGAGGGAGGAGAGCUGUGGGGCCCCAUACAAACUAACCCCAGACUCUUCAGGCUAACAGCCACCCUGGACCGGAGAGCAACCCAUCAGGAGAAAAAAGACAGGAGAGGAGGGAUUAUCUGCAGAGUGGAACACUGCUCUCUAGAUGAGCCGAUAGAGAGGAAGUGGAAAUAUGGUGACAUUGUUGCUCCCUCUAUUCCUCCAUCGAUCUCGGUCUGUUGGAGUAGUGAGGGCGUUGGCGUGUUCUCUCUCUUGUUGAGAGGAGGUCACCCAAAGGUAAAAUUACUCUGGACGGCGGGGGGUGCCACCCUGACAACGCUGACGUCCAGCGAGACAGAGGAGAUCGGAGACGAUGGGCAGAGAGAGUUGAAAAGUGUUUGCGCCAUGGAGAGGUCUACCAAUCUGCUAAAUCCGACAAACAAAAAGCAGGAACGGCGGAAGAACGGGCAUGCAAUAAGAACAAAUGAUGCAGUCACAGACCCUGACACUGAAGGGAUAGAAUACAUCGACGAAAAGCCAGACGAAGGGAACGCUGACAUGGACAGGAAUGUUGAAACCACGUCUGAGGGGGACGAGGACAGCGACAAAGAGACAGAGGACGACCCGAGCGCUCUGUACAUCAACAAAGUCAACGUAAGGAGGGGUCCCAGAGAAAAUGACAGAGCACGUUUACGAGUGUGUCUAGAGAUCACACACCCCGCACUCAAGCUUCCUGUAUACCGAACAUGGACAGAGCCCAAUGAGGAAAUUUCAUCAACUGCAUGAAAAACCCCACAAGAUCAUCCGUCUUUCAUACAUCUGUUGUACUGUAUCUAAUACUUUUCUCUAAAGUGAAUGAUAGCAUGAAUAUUGAACUGUAUCUAAUGUGCUUCUGUCUCAAGACCCUUAUUUGAUACAUUUUAUUCUUCUUCCUUUACUUUUUUCCACAAAUGUUUAUAUUUUUGUACAAAUACUUUUACGACAAUAAUCAGUUCGAGUGGAUUUAAAAAAAAUCGAAAUCACUGUAAAAUAAAGAUUGAAUGAUUUUGCAGGUUGCUGCAGGUUUUGUUUUUGUCUGGGAAAGUGUGUCCAAAGUCUGAAAGUCUGCUCGUGGUCAGCUGCUGCACUCAGCUCUUACUCUAAAAUAUACAUGAUCUUUUUCCACUCUGACCACAAGAACGUCACUUCUUUACAAGCAGAGGAGGUGUUGCAUGAUUGUGCUCUUUACCGAGUCCCUUAUACUCGAUGACAAGCAGCACGCACUUCUGCAGAGGUGAUACCAACAAACAGAACAUGCAGUUGUUGCCCCUUGACUGCAUUCUUUAGCUGGGGAUUUUAUAGCCCAGUCUGUAGUUUUUUUCAGUUACUGCAUGUUUUCUUCCCGAACUCUGACUCACUUAUGUUGUAUUGAUCUCUUGGUGUUCAAAAUGACCACCCACAAAUGCAGAAUAUAGAGCAUAUAUGAGGUGUACAGUUCGACAGUUUUUCUGAUGUGGUUCAGAAAUGUUGCAAAUUUUAAAUUCCCAGGUUAUGAUUUGUGUGAAAAUAAAAUCUUAUUUGCUUUUUGUAAAGGUUUUUUUUUAAUGGAAAAUGUUUUUUUUAUAAAUACAUUUCCAGUUUUUUGUGAUUACAUGCUGAAUAAAAGCAUAUUAAAGUACCCUGGAUGUAAUAAGAGGAACCUACUGUAACUGUAUUGUCUAUUAUGAGACAAUCAAGGGACCCGAAGGUGGAAUGUAACUUUUGUUAAAGGGCUAUAAUCAGUAAUGUGGCAACAGUAUAAAAUGGCAAACGUUUACUUUAAAUGUGAAAAAUGUUUAACCUCUGGAUAAAACACUUAUGGACAAAAAAACUAAUCAUUUUUCUCGCAUCAUCAGUUUACUUUACUUGUGUAGCAGCAGUGACAGCAGAGGUCUUGUCUUUACAUUACAUUUAGCAGAUGCUUUUAUACAAACCAACUUCCAACUGGGGAAAAACAAUCAAGUCACAGUAAACAUAGUAAAUUGCUAAGUGUAGAUAUGAGGGCAUGGAGUUUUGGGUUACGGGGUUAGAGAGAUAAAGCUGUUUAGGAUAUGAGAAGGCUUUUCAAAAGCUUUUUGAGAACAGAGAGGCCAGCCCUGCUGUUGCAGCAGUGGUUCCUCAAUGCUGGGAGGGUAUUUCAAGAUUGUUUUUAGUUGUUGUUCUUGCCAUUUUCAAAGAUGCAUCCUUCCUUGUUUCAAGUGACAUGUAAAACCAUUUACUGAUUUUGCAAAGUUAAAUAAAAGUUAUGUCUG
Messenger RNA from Cololabis saira (Pacific saury), 4295 nucleotides. RefSeq lists its product as uncharacterized. Bases 22 to 2811 code for a protein of 929 amino acids. The record is from RefSeq and is a predicted model, not a curated record. NCBI's taxonomy places the organism in Eukaryota, Metazoa, Chordata, Actinopteri, Beloniformes, Belonidae. The transcript has 13 exons.